Molecule: messenger RNA, 2281 nt
Organism: Sabethes cyaneus
Lineage: Eukaryota; Metazoa; Arthropoda; Insecta; Diptera; Culicidae
Gene: Edc3
Product: enhancer of mRNA-decapping protein 3
Exons: 2
Coding region: 302-1867 (521 amino acids)
Biological process (GO): deadenylation-independent decapping of nuclear-transcribed mRNA; P-body assembly
Cellular component (GO): P-body
Molecular function (GO): mRNA binding
Source: RefSeq, a predicted model, not a curated record
AUAUUUUUGCAAAAAAAUAUUUGAAAGCCAUUGAAAAGCUGUUGAAAACUUCUUUCAAUCGGUAGAGUUUUACGUAGACUAUACGGUGUAGAUGUGCAUUUAGUUAGACACGGUCGGUGGCAACCGUGAUAUAUCUGUGUAACUAAUCUGUCCACCCGAAAAGCAACCCCUAAGUGAACGAUUUCCGAAAGGUGGGGAUCCAGGUCAGUAAACGCGAAUUGCACCACAAUCAACAGCUGAAAGGAAGCCAUUACAAUUCGUGGUGCAGUGGAACAGAAAUCACAGAAGAAAAAAGGGAACCAUGGGUGAAAAUUGGGUUGGUAAAUCUGUUUCCAUCCAGUGCCGUGGGGAUAUCGGAGUGUUUCAGGGUGUAAUCAAACAGGUUAGUCCGGUAGAAAUUGUGAUAACGAAAGCUGUGCGAAAUGGGAUUCCACUAAAGAAGAACAAUGUUGAGGUAACGCUUACCUGCAAGGACAUUGAGAAGCUUGACUUGAUCUCCUGCACGAAUGUGCCAAAUUUAUUUCCUGCCAAAGCACAGCAGAGUCAACCAAGCCAGUUGGAUGACGCUGUGACGGCAGGGAUCGAAACUCUAAAGAUAGGAAAACAGCAGAACGGAGGUCGAAACAAAACGCCACCAAACGACCUUCGGCAGUUCAGUGGGAAGCUAGCAGCUAAGUCCCCCGGUCCUGUUAAAAACAGUAACGGACAGCAGCAGAAGAACGGAUUCGAAAGUGGGUCGGCCAAAAGCACUAGUCGUCCCAUUGAGAUUAACGGCAGUGGAGGUGCUCACCAGAAGGUGAAUUCCUUCGCGGUUUAUAGGAAUGAUAACCAGCAAAAAAAGAAACCUCGCAAUGGAAACGGAAAUGGCAACGGUCAAAAUGGCAAUCGGUACGCCAAUAAGAACUCCGCUUUUGGUACUCCGGUGGAUGAUCCGAUGAUGGAUGAAGAGUUCGAUUUCGAGAAGAACCUAGCCCUAUUCGAUAAGCAAGCCAUUUGGGACGAAAUCGAUGCCAUCCAACAGAAGCCCGAUUUGGUUCGACAGGCCGUCCAAUCGGGAAAGAAGAAAUAUCGCCAUGAUGAAAAUGUCCUCGCUUCGGAGCCCACACAGUAUCGUCAGAUUGAGCUGACUCACACCGCCGCAUCGGUCAGUGAACGUACGGACGAGUACGUUACUGAUGAAGGACUUGUGAUUCCUUCGAUUCCUCGCAAUGCACGUAAUUUAGUUCAGCAGUUGGCGGAAAACCAUGGCCUAACGAUGGAACGCCAGAAUGACCUUUUGGCACGAGGUGCCACCGAGCUGGCCCUCCAGCUGUUAGGAGGCUCUCGUCGUCUAACGCCUAACAAUCAGCACCAGUGGCCGAAAAUUGUGGUAGUCUGUGAUGAACCGUACAAUACGAAUUUAAGCGAAAUCGGUAUCGCUACUGGGCGCAUGCUGGCCUGCCAUGGGCUGAAGAUUGUUGUGUACGUAUCCUGUGCGACGAAGUCGACACGGACCAGCCACGAGCUGGAACUGUACGCAGCCACCGGGAAUCUCUUCACCUUUAACGUCAACGCACUUCCAUCAUCAGAUCUCGUGAUUGCGGCGAUCAAAUCGCGCAUCCCAAGUGAACCACUGCGCAAGUGGAUGGCCGAGAGCCGCGCUCCGGUACUGGCCAUCGAUCCACCAGCGGGUGGACUGGAAUCGCUGCCAGUCAAAUGCUCACUCCUGCCGAUCUUGCCACUGAACGGUUUGGGACCAGAAUCCGCUACCGGUCGGCUGUACCUGUGCAACCUGGGCAUUCCGGACAAGUUCUUCAUCGAUUCGGGCAUCAAGUACAAAUCACCCUUCGACAAAGCCGUCAUUCCGAUCCACCGACGAAAAGACUAGGAACGCCGCCCGUUAGAACACAUAUCGCCAAUCUAUGAUAAACCACGGAAAGGAGAGAAUACAAUGGACUACGGAGCUGCGAUAGGGAAGAUUCUAGGAACAGGGGAAAAAGGGAGAUCUUUUGCAUUUUUCUUGAAUCUUGUACCGGGUUGGGGACGUUUGCAGUCUGCGACGGAUGUUGUUUUAGAAGUUUUCAAUAUUGUUUUUAAUUUUCACGGACAAGAAGAUGUCGAACUAAACAAAAAGGGGUAAAAACAACGAAAGCGUCAGCAGAAAGCGCAACAGACAAGAGCAAAACAAAAAAAAACACGUUUCCUGGAUGUUUAUUAAGUUAUGCACGUAUAAGGCAAGUGUUGUAAACUCAUCAGCGCCGACACACAGAAUAAGCAACGAGCUCUUAUAUGUUUGGUAUAA